Cyclocybe aegerita is the source of this 366-nucleotide messenger RNA. Lineage: Eukaryota; Fungi; Basidiomycota; Agaricomycetes; Agaricales; Hemipholiotaceae. The record is from the annotation of a GenBank genome assembly.
AUGUCCUCAGGCGUAUUUCCGAUAUCUCUUUACGAAGAGCUGCUACCAAAGCUCGUCGCAAUCCUGGAGCUGACACAGCAGCCGGAGGGAACGGCCAACCCACAAGCAAAACAAAAGUUGCUUCAGGCGACGAACGCCUUCAAGAACGCGAUUGCCCAAGCAAAGGACUUUGCGGUCAACCUACCUGGUGGAGAACUCACCAUAGCCGAGCAGGACGCCGUGAUUAAGAUGCUCGAAACGCUGAAGGAGCGCAAGAGGGCCCAAUUGGCAGAAUUCGCAUCGAGGAACGUCAUGUCCUCGUCUAUGGCUGACGACAUCAAGAUGGAAAUCGACUCAAUGGCAUCCACGCCAGCAAAUCGUGACUGA